CGCCUCAAAAUUUUGUUAAAAUGAUCGGGAGCACUAAUCAGUCAAUACUCUACCCAAUUUCAGACGCUAUUCAUUUAUUAGGUAGGAAGUAAGAGGGCGCUGCGACCAGCGGGCGGUCGGGCUUCGUCGGAGUUGGCCAUCGCCGUGAGCAUCUCUCCUCUCUGCUUCUUCAUAUUUUUUCUCCUUUACUGAAUCGUAUCACUAGUCGGAAGAUUUCGAAGUCCGUUUGGAAGCAGCCUUCUGUAUUUCUGCAGCGGUCAACGAUUGGGUGAGAUAGGGUUUUGAGGGGAUCGAUGGGGGCGGCGGCGGACUGCAGUGCACCGGUGGGGCGUCGGAUUAGCAGCGCAUGCGAUGACGAUGAAGAAUAUCAAGAUGUCGGUCGGCAGUUAGGAGAGUCAAAGCGAUGGCCGCCGGGUGUUCGAUUUCAUCCCACCGAUGAGGAGCUCGUGCUCUUCUACCUAAAAAGGAAGAUAUGCCGCCAAAGGAUAAAACCUGCUAUGGUUGGCGAGGCUGACGUCUAUAAGUGCGAGCCAUGGGAACUUCCAGAGAAAUCCUUGUUGAGGAAGGGUGACAAACAAUGGUUCUUCUUCAGUCCAAGGGAUAGGAAGUACCCCAAUGGAUCGAGAUCCAACCGCGCUACAAAACAUGGUUACUGGAAGGCCACGGGAAAAGACAGAGGCAUCUCCCACCAUUCCAAAACCGCAGGUAACAAAAAGACACUUGUUUACUAUCGUGGUCGUGCUCCUAAGGGAGUACGAACAGACUGGGUGAUGCAUGAAUACACCCUUGAUGAGAAUUUUCUUGUGAGUUUCAAAAAUAUGCAGGAUUCUUAUGCGCUCUAUAAGCUAUUCAUGAAGAGUGGUCCUGGUCCUAAGAAUGGUGAGCAGUAUGGUGCACCAUUCAGAGAAGAGGAAUGGGAUGAUGUUGCUGUAGAUGAGAGCUUCAUGGACCAGAAUGAUGGAGAUGGAAUGUCUGCUGCAAUUUUAACUAGCAAUUCUAUCCCUGUUACUUUCAGUGAAGGUUGUGACACAUCUCCAGUCUGUGACUUGGAGGAUCUUCUGUUUCAUUUGUCGCAAGAGCAAGAAAUUGUUCAAGGAGAUCUAGAUUUCUCGGCAUAUACUUCUGAUUUAUCCAAGCUCCAGGUAGAUCUUGAACCAGAAAAUGGAAGCCAUGUCAUGAAUCUAUCUUAUGUUGAUGCUGAUGAUUCUUUCCUAGGUAUCGAUACUGGGGGUGAGAAUAGCAGCAUGGAGAUGAGAUUCCAAAAUAUACAGCCAGAAUUAGCCCAUUCUCAACCAAUUGGAUUGCCUAACAUGAUCUCAAAUCAGCAUAUUGUGACAACUGAUGAAGAGUUUCUUGAAAUCAAAGAUUUAAAUGACCCAAUGACCUCAUUCUACUUGGAUGAUAUCACUGACAGAAAUCUCACUUUUGAUACUGACGUGUUCUUUGAUCCAUUCGAUCAAUUCGAUGCCAAUAUGUUGUUAACCGAGUCCUUGGGAGUGCCAAUGGAUCCAUUCGAUCAAUUCAAUGUCAAUAUGUUGUUAACCGAGUCCUUGGGAGUGCCACUGGAUCCCAAAACACCACAUCACCAUUUUGAUAGCUUUUCUGAAGAAGACCCUCAAAACAAUGCAUUGCAUAUAAGCAGUCAGUUAUGGGCACAUGAGGAGAAUUAUAACUUGACAACUUUUGCAAAUACAAAUGAGGUGGUGGCCUUAACACCUCCGGCAGCAGGCUUUCCUAUCGCCAGUAAUUUGCCAAGUACUUCAGAGAUACACUUUGUCGAACAGAUCGGCCCUGCUGAAAGUCCUUCACCAUCUUGGUUUAACUCUACUCUUUCAGGCUUCCUUCAUUCAGUUCCAAGCAGCCCUGCAUUUGCUUCAGAGAAUGCCUUGAUUUCCAGGGCCUUUGAGCGUGUUUCAAGUUUCAGAGCAGCUCAAGUCAAUCCCCAACAAAGGGCUUCUGCCUCUGGGGGUCACAGAAGCAAUGAUAGAGGGUAUCUGUUCAUCUCAGGUCUGGUGGGGAUCGUUGCUGUGUUUUCGGUGUUAAUCGUUGGAACUGCUUUUCAAGUUUUUAAGGGUUUAUGGGGCAGAUUCAUAUCGUCGUAGUCUCUUAGUUUCCUUGUAAAAUAUUCAAUAAGUGGCGAGCUUUAGGUUUCGUUUGGGACGACUUUUUUACUGCUUCUUAAAACAGUUUUUUAAUACAGAAAUUAAAAAAUUUUGUACUAAAAAGCUGCUUUAAGAAGCAAUAAAAAAGCCGUCCCAAUCGAAAUCUUAAUCUAAUCGGAAGAGUUUUAAAAGAUGUAAAAGAGGGAUAGUGUGAUGCAAAUUCCUCCUGUGGCUUCAAUAAGUUUCAGCCUAUAAUAGAUUACAAGGCAUUUUUUAUCAUUAAUAUUGGAGUUAUAUUUUAUUCUUAGCAAAAUGUGACAUUUCCAUUAUCAAGCUAUGGAUUGUAGUUUCUUUUCUUA
Molecule: messenger RNA, 2461 nt
Organism: Dendrobium catenatum
Lineage: Eukaryota; Viridiplantae; Streptophyta; Magnoliopsida; Asparagales; Orchidaceae
Product: NAC domain-containing protein 17
Exons: 5
Coding region: 294-2102 (602 amino acids)
Biological process (GO): regulation of DNA-templated transcription
Molecular function (GO): DNA binding
Source: RefSeq, a predicted model, not a curated record